GUUUUACGUCAUUUUGAGAGAAAUACAAAUUCUUGAUAUGAGGCCCAUUGAUGUAUUUGUCCAAGGUAAAGAACCAAUAACAGAUGAUUACAGUGAUGGCAGUGGGUUGGACGAUGACGUCAGUAAAAACAGUGAUAUCAGUGAAAGUGGUGACGUCAGUGGGGGUGGCGAAUUGAAUGGAAGUGGAGGCACCAGUGGAUAUGGAGACGAGAUUGGAAGUGGAGAGCCCAUAAAAUAUACUACAGACAGUACAUUUUCUAGCGGUGUUACUGAUGGGCUACUUGAUAUACAUAAUCAGGGCAUUUCUAAUAACAAUGAAGCCUUUUUAAGUAAACACAUGCAAACUGCUAUGAACCCAGUUUUCAUUAGAC
Messenger RNA from Owenia fusiformis, 371 nucleotides. The record is from the annotation of a GenBank genome assembly. NCBI's taxonomy places the organism in Eukaryota, Metazoa, Annelida, Polychaeta, Sabellida, Oweniidae.